Molecule: messenger RNA, 23031 nt
Organism: Podarcis lilfordi (Lilford's wall lizard)
Lineage: Eukaryota; Metazoa; Chordata; Lepidosauria; Squamata; Lacertidae
Source: the annotation of a GenBank genome assembly
AUGCUGCUGGGGCCUUCCGUCUGUGACUUGUGUUCUGAAAACCCACGUAUCUUGACAGGUGCGUCGAAUGUCUUUUCUGUAGCUGUCAACCUCCAGGCCUGCCGCACGAGUUUCAUUACGUCUGCUCUACUCGCAGCAGCAUAUUCUGUGUGGCAGAACCUCCCAAGAAGUGCGAGGUUUAUUUUAAUGAGUAUGUUAAUACCUAGGAGAAAUCAGGCUGGAUUAUAAUAUUUUAUUAGAUUGCUUUGAAAAGGCAGAGGAGAAGACGGAAAAAAGCUGGAAAGCUACCACCUCACCUUUCUGUCUAGGGUGCAAGCAACUGGGGCUGUGAUGGUUAGGCCCAAACUUAACAUUGUUUUCACCCUUGCGGAAAGUGGCAGCAUGAGAAGAAGGUGCUGUACUCAUUUUGCCCAAGGAUGCAUCUUCCUAAAAUAUGUUAGCUAUGUAUGGGUCUUCUUCAUUCCUGCAUUGAACAAUAUAGAAACAAGAAGGUGGGCUACGCUGAGAAGUCUCACCCCUAGUGUUGCCCAAUCCUUACCUGACAUUCGCUCAUUCAGCAUGAACAUCUGUAGUGAUGGGCCUUUGUGCUUAUGUACAUGUGGAGGCUUCCCUGGAAUCUCACCCCUGAACGAUCAGGUUAUAUUUAAUUCCUGAGGGAUGGCUCAGUUGGUAGAGCAUGAAACUCUUAAUCUCAGGGUUGUGGGUUCGAGACCCACUGGCAAAAAAAAUCCUGCAUUGCAGGGGAUUGGACUUGAUGAUCCUGCUGAUCCCUUCCAACUCUACUAUUCUAUGAUUCUAGGGGAUGCCUUCAUGUGUGUAACUAAAUGUGUGAAGGCCCACUUGCUUCAGAUAUUUGUGUUGUGUGCACAGAUGUCGAGGGAAGAGUUUGCAGUGUUGGAAUAGGGUAUUCUGCAUGGCCUAUCUCCUCCUUAACUGUUCAACAAUGGAGCCAAGAAAAAAGCUGAAUAAGGCUAAUGGCUUAAAUCCCAAAUAAGCUUCUACCAGCAGGAAUUUUACCAACGUGAAGAUCUGGUCACAGAAUUCUACUAGUGGAAGAGGGUGUGUGAUUUUGUCAGUCUCCCCUACAGCCCUUUUGCGCCUCAAAAAUCAGAAAGUUUAAGUUUGUUCAAUUAUAGUUGACUGGGAGGCGUUGCACUACAUGCUCACUUCCCCCAAAGACUGGGCUUUUUGAGAGAUGGAAAGUGAUGGAAAUAUGGUAAGGGCUGGGUAACACUUGCUUUGACGCAACGUCAUCUAGCAUAAACAGAACGUCUGGAAGCACCCAUAGAUUUUGAAGAUGUUCCAUCAGCCCUCUUUAUCUACACAGUCUCAUUCACUUCGUUGCCAGUACUGAGAUAUAAGUGGCUACUGGUGUUUUCCUCUGUAAAGCAUUGCAAAUCUGGUGUUGCUUCUGAGGUAAUCAGUGAGCCUGCACGUGGUAAACAUCUCUUUGGUAGUGUCCUUCAUCUUCCGGUAAGGUUGUGUGAGGUGUGCAACAAAACUUAGAAGUUUAAUAUCCUUUCAUGAGACGACUGGGUCAAAAGUAGGACAGGCAGUUCCUACAAUUGGGAAAGGAACUGGUUUGUGGCCUAUGUAGGGGCCUGGAAGUAGAGCCUUGUGUGUUGGUGCCAAUGACAGCUCACUUCUAGGGCAGGGGCUGGUUUUGGCAGUGCCGUGUUCUCUGACCUCAGUCCUCCCUUGAACUUUGAGGAGGACGAUGAUCAGGAGAAGGUGCCCCUCAGAGAGUUGACAUUCCACACUGCAGGACCUUCUUGGUCAGAAGAUAAGUUGGCUUUCCAAACUCACCAGGUUUCUAUUGCAUUCCCCAUCACCCCCACACAGUAAGAGCCAACUUCUGCAGAAUCAGAAGUUCAGUUCCUCAAACUUGGGUCCCCAGCAUAGCUGUCAACUUUUCCCUUUUCUUGUGAGGAACCAAUUCGGAAUAAGGGAAUUUCCCUUAAAAAAAGGGAAACGUUGACAGCUUUGGUCCCCAGCUGUUGUUGGACUACAGCUCCCAUCAUCCCUAGCUAGCAAGACCAGUGUUCAGGGAUGGUGGGAGUUGUAGUCCAACAACAUCCACAGACCCAAGUUUGAGAAACCCUGCUUUAAAAACACAGCCACCUCGUUGCCACCAACGGCAGGACCAAACCAGCCAGCUUUGUCAAGGCACCUGCAAGAGCUCUCAAUUUAGGUGGUCCUCACCAGAGUGUUCUGUCUAGGGUCCUGACAGGCUUUGCCUUGUGGGAUGUGGCCCUUCCUAGCUGAAUGUGAUCUACCAUUACCAAGAAAUGCUUCUGCUGAUGUCAGCUUUCCCCUGUCAACCUCAAACCAGGACCAGACAAAGAAGGGCAUCUUCUUUGCUGUUUUAGCAUGCUUGACAUAUUCUUUCUGUAAACUGCUUUAUUUAAAAUCAAGUGGCAUAUAAUCUUUAUGAAAUAAAAAUAAUAAUGUUUUGUGUAAAUAAACUUUUAAAAAUAAUAAUACCACCAUGUUAAUUUUAUGUGCUGUAUAGCAAAAAGAAAAGAUGAACUGAAAUAUUUGAUUAAGAGGCAGAUUUGAUAAUGCAUAAUGUCAUGGGUUCUGGGAUGGGGGGAGGAGCACCUCAGAUCCCAUAGCAUCCAUAUUCCCAGCAAUGACCACAAACGACACAGGAUGGACCCUUAAAACAGUACAUGUUUUAUUUCCCUUCGGUUUACAGCACUAAUGAAAAUAGUACUCGGUAUGUAAUGAAUCAACAGAAGUGUAAACUAGGGGCAUGAUCCCCUUCUUGGCUUCCAGAAUCAAUCAACAAUAGCCCUUUGCUAUAAGACUUAUGCCUUACCAAUCUGGCCUUUGCAUAUGUCUUUUCCAGGAUUCUUUCAUCACCCCUGCCUGCCUGAGUUGGUUGGAAAAGAGUCACGGCUACAGCGUGCACCUUGAGAACCACAGCCAUUGCGCCUAGUUAUCCCCUAGGUAAGUACGGGUGCUUGGCUCCCUGCAAAUCACUCUGUCCCUCCAGGGUCUCUCUUUUCCUUCCUCCUAUCCAGCCUCCUUCCCAUAGUGCUCUCCACCCCCCUCCGCUCCUUAGAAAAAACUGUGUGAGUCGAUUAGACUGGGAGAUAACAAUCAGCCCAAAGUCAUUCAGUGAGCUUCAUGGCUAAGUGCAGAUUUGAACCCAGAGCUCCCCAGCCCUAGUCCAAAACUCUAAACACUACACAAUGCUUUCCCUCCCUCCCUCUUUACUAAUUCAUCCCCAUUAAUAACGGGGGGUUUUUAUUUUUUUAAAAAAAUGGUCUUAGUAUGGGGGUACGGAUAUGAGGAUUGUUAUGAUGAAUUCUCGCACUUGAGAAUUCUUGCAUGGGUCUGAUACAGAACAACAUCAGAUGUUUCAUAUGGGCCUUGAUCACCUGGAGACUGACUGAAUUGUCCUUGGCAUUACACACAAUAGUACAAGAGGGCUUUUCAUUAAAAUAAAAAAGCGGAGAAAGAGUCCUUCCAAAUGAAAACCGGUAUUGUAAUUAUACAUAAUCUGUGAAUAUGUGAAUUCUGCUGCUGCUACUAGCAGACAAUAGCGUAAAACCGUACAUUAGCAUAGCCAUAUGCCAGCCAUUAUUUUUCUUCUUUAGAUGCAAAAUCUGCCCUUGCAUAUAGUCCCUAGUUUUGAAAUGUUAGCUGAAUAUACUGCAAUAAGCCUGUCAAGGGGGAAAGAACACAGUUUGUAAUAGCCUGUUUGUGUCACGUGUGUUCGUGAGCCCGGCCUCUGUUGUCUCUGGGUUGCUUCUGCCGCUGCUUGACUGAUGUCAUACAUUUGAGAAGCACAUUUUUUAAAUGCCAGCUUUUAGGUCUUUUGAAUCUCAAGCAAUAAACCCAGUGACACAAUGUACAAAAUCUGGAAAAAAAGUCUUAAGGGGGAUUAAAAUAAAGGCAGAGAAAUUUAUUCCUCUUAUAAAAGAGCCAUAAACAACGGGAAUGAUGUUCUGAGAAGGUGGGACCAUUUUGGCUGGAAUUCUAUGAAAUAUUUAUUUGCAUGGCAGUCUUCAGUUAUUUAAUUGGCAAUUGUUCAUAAUUGACAAUAUAGAUUGCAAGCAAUGACCUCUCGUGACUAGCUCAUGAAUAAAUGUGUUGAGGAUGCGGCUGCAUUUAUUGUUAAGCAUUUAUUUUGGCGUUACAGAAAUAUGUACCCAAACCAUGUUUGCCUAUUGAAUUAAUCUCCCAUAAAUAGUGUGGGUACAUCAGGAGCUAAUGUAGCAUUAAACAGAUCUAUAACAUUCAAGGAGAAUUUUCCAGUAAGGUCAGAAAUAUAUUCAGCUGUUUUUUCCAGAUUUCAGCAGCUCUCAAUUUUGUGUGUCACAUACAGGAGAGGGAGAGUUAAGACCUGCUUAAAAGAAAAGUGGCAUGCCGUAGAAAGAAAGGAUCUUGUCCUUAUAUAGCCAGGCAGGUACGUUUCAAAUGUUUGUUUUUCCUUUUAACUAACACUUCAGCCUUAAGGGACUGCAGCAGUGGCCGUAGCCAGCUGUUCUAUCCCUCCCUAAUUUCCCCCCUUGGGGAGAUGCUGGCAUUGAAUACGAAGCAGAAGACCCUCUCACAUUCUAGGCACCGAAAAAGAAAAAAAGUGAACCAACCCACCUUUUUAUUCUUUCUCUCCUUCCAUCUUACAUAUUUAAUGCAGUUUAAGCUUCCCUUGUUUCAAAAUUUUCUAUUUCAUUUCAUUAAAAACCCCCCACUAAUUCUCACAGACUCGGUCUAGAGUAAUACCAGUCUUAUUCAUGCAGUGAAACGUGUUAUUGAUCUUAACAACAAAACUCAAGAACCAAGACCAAAAGCAUCAGUGCCUGUUUAGAGGUGUUGAAGUAUAGUGUUUUGGUGAAUUUAAUUCAAUGUUGUUGCUUUAAAAGCUUAUUUGGAUUUGCAGAAUUAAAAAUUGGACCGUUAAGAUGUGCCUGUGUUAACCUCCAUGAUGCCAGGAAUCAAGAUGUCACAGAUGCCGUAGCCAAGGAAAGCCUCUGAGGAUAAAAACAAAAAACCUAUCCUGACAAUAACAAAAAAUGAAAGGAAUAAGCAUCCCAUCCUCUCCAUCUUAGCAUGAGAUGUGCAUAUACAGGGCACUGCAUUUUAUUUAGAAUUGGUACUGUACUUGCAUUCUGAUGAGACACCCCUUGUUUCAUUUCCUGCCUUUGGUGCUGAGUAUGUAUGUAUAUUACUUAAGCCAUCUUAGCAUUAUUUAGGUCACUAGAUUUAAGAGCAGUCUCCAUAGUCUUUCACUGCCUGAUGUGUAGAGCGAUGCAGGGUAGCAGCAAAACAUUUUCUAAUAGGCACUCAUCUUAUGAGCUCUUAAGGAUGGAGCAUUUUGUAACGUAAUCUGUACAGCAAAAUAGCUUCCGUUUAUGCCUUGCAGAUAUAUUUAGCUCUAACCUUGCUUGUGGUUAAGCAGGCAGCAACACAGAAGCAGACAGCUGAUUCUGCAGCCAGACCCUCUGCGCGCUUGCGAUUUUGUCAAUACGCUCAGCUUUUCGAUAAUCCGGUGCAGAAUGAGAGUUUAAGCAAUGAUGAUUUCGUCUGUUACAUGCUUGGCAAUUACGUGCUUAACAACAACAAAAAGCAAAUUACAUGGGUUAAGAAAAAGACAGCAAUAGGGAUACAUAUCUAGGACCUAAUACGUACUAUAUGAAAUCUUCUUCCGUCAAUAAGAUAUUUCUGCAGAUAUUCUUUCCAUCCCUCCCUCCAGCGAGUGAAAGGAAUCUUCUGCUUUUCUCGGUAGAUGGAGACAGCCACUCUGCAGACAGGUUUCGGGGGUUUUUUUGCUACAGAAUCUGAAAUACUUGAGAUUAUAUCAUUGAAGAACAUGGAGCUUCAUUGAGCAGUGCAGAGUAACGAUUCAGCUUGCAUCAUCAGUUGAUGACAUUUUUUUCUUUGUUCCCUCCCACCCAGUUGCUCUAAGAUUCAGCAGCCGAUUUGCAAUAUCACUUAAACAACAUUAAUCAGAUACUGCGUUUAAGGUGAGCGGUUCCUUGCCUCCCGUUUAACCAGAUCUGUGCUGCUGUAGUGUGUGCAUCAUGCUGCUGCUGCAAGCCUAAAAUGGCAGGCAGGAUUAAUGUUGCUUGUGCUGUCUGCAUGCUGUGGAUACAGAAUUCAUUAUGCCAUGCCUAGUAUUUCGAAUGGGAGUAUGUAAAUGGUCUGUGUGCCAUAUCAUGUCGUAGUGAAGACUUGGGCUUCCUGAUGGGCAUAACUAUUUAAGCAGCCACCUUUAGCAUUCAAUUUCAUUUUCAGUGUAGUGGGCUGUUGGUUUAUCGUCGCAUUCUAAACCAGCAUUAGCUCUAGUUAUUUAUUUUUAAAUUUGGAUUUAUUUAUUUUUUAGCGAACUCUGCUUCCAGGUGGGGUCAGUCUUAUUCCUCUUGCCUUUACUGCUAUUUAAAUAAUAGAUGUUGUAUUGUUAAUUAAUGGCAAUAUCAAAUUUAAAGCCCUUGGAAGUGACAUAUUUAUUAUGCAGGCACGUCCAAUCUAUUUUUAACUCUUACGCAGUCUGCGUGUGUUGUGCAGUGGGCUUUGGCUGCUGAGUUUUUCCUUUUCGACAGGGAUAGCACUAGGCUGAUUUUCAACAAAUGUGACAAGUGGCCUUUGCAGUGGUCAGCUUUGAACCCUCAAAAGGGAAAGGGGGGGUGAGCAGGAAGCCCUUUGCUGCAGCUUAUUUAAAAAAAACCACCCACCACCUUGGAUGAGGGCAUCUCCUCCCUCCCUGACAGACGCACACACUUCUGUCCUUCCCAUUGAUAAGUUCAGCUAUCUUGAUCACAGUCCAUUCAAGCAAGCUGCUUUUUGAAAAGAGGUAUUUAUUUUAUUUUUUUGAGACGUCUAAGAUUUCAGCGUCUCUCCCUCACUUUGUAUACAAAUGGCUGGGUGCAAUGGCGUGCUAAGACUUCAUUAAGACAUAUACACAGGUAGGUGGAGAUUUGCAUGCUUUUACCUAUUCUCGUUUCAUGAUGCAAGGAAAUGAAAUAUAACAGAGAUCUAUUAAACCAGGUUAUCCCCCCCCCCGAAAGGAUCUAGUUCUAAAUGUUGUGACUUUGCAUGGGUUUCCCUAUUUAAAAGCAUACAUCUAUUUUGAAAUUAGAAAUACCCCGUCUACUAGAUAAUCGGGGCGUGGCACCGCUUAUGCAGCAAAGGCGUUUUUUAAAAGCUUAUCGUCCAAAGGAUUUUGAUCCCAGUUAUGAACAUGAUUAAGCUGUUUGCUAAGAUACAAAACUGUAAGUUGUGGACAGAGCUGUGAAAUUUUAAAAAAAAAAAUUUUAAUUUUGCCUUAGGAAGCGGUCUGUCAACGUUUGCUAUAAACAUUUGUCUUAUCGUUUAUCUUAUAAAUAUUGCGGAAAUAAAGUUAAGGACGUAUUUCAUUAUAGUGUUUAUUUUCUUUUAAGAUGCUGGCUAUGUCAAAAGAGAGAAACACCUAAAGAUGUCCUUUUCAUCUAGAACUCAAUAUUAAUUGUUGAGUCUGGCUUAUUUCAAAGGGUUAACAAAUUAAAACCAGCCAUGUAUAGAUAUGCUAACCUGUGAGUUAAUUUUUAAAUCAUCAUGGUGUGACACUGGAUAUAUUUUGGGACAUAGGUGCUUCAUGUUAACAUUGGGCCAAAACCGGUUUCCUUGGCAACCAAAUCCUGUUAAAGGAUGCAGUAGCAGAGAUGCAAAGACAGUUAUUAGUGUUUAAUUCCACAGUGCAAAUUAUGAUCUCAUACUGCAUUUCUGGGUAGCUAUAAGGCAUUAAAUGAUAGGAGGUUUGCAUGUAACAGUAACCUUUCUCUCAUCUUGAAUUGACUGUUUCAAGCAAUGCAACUGUCUUUCUCACAAAAACAACCAUAGUUCAUCUUAGUGAGACACACGCAGGACAUGUAUGUGUUCUUAAAAUAGUUAAUUUCAUCUCAGUAUUGAACGAACAUGGCUGAAAUUGUAAGCAGCUGAAAAUUGUAAUUAUGUUUAAAUCUCUUUUCUCCAUUGUUACAUUCAGCAGUAAUUAGAGACAUUUUAGUAGACAGAACCUAAAAGAAUCAGUCAGUUUAACCAAUGUUGUGAGGUGACAAAGAAGGAGAGGGGAGAGGGGAUAAUUUAAUAUGUGAUUUACUGUAACACUAAUGCAAGUUCAAAUUUAUAAUAUUUCAUGAAAAGCAGCUCACGUAUAAUAGGAGCUGUAAAAACCAAACCUAGGAUAAAAGGUAUUGUUAAUCGUUGCAACACAUUUAAUAUAGCUUCUUGAAAACAUGGAUUCUUUCCUUCUAACUGAAGCACAUCUCACUGCAAAGCUAUUUUUCUGCAUGGUAGCCAUUUUCUUUUCAUGUCCUUGACUUCGAUACUACUAAAGCUGAUGUAUCGAUCGCGAUCAACAACAACAGAUUCACUGGGUUAAUAGAAAUACUAAAAGUAUAAUUCUAUUGGACGUUUACAUUACUGCAAAUAGCAAAGCAAUCUUAAAGGUACAAUGUUAAUUUUCUCUUCUUUCUGAAGAUUACCAGUUCAUUAAAGAAAAAUAUAAUACAUCUAUUCUAGAGGAUGGCUGAUAACAGCUGUUUUAGAACGACAUAAUAGAACAACAUUAAAUCCAAAAUAACGAUAUUUGAUAAAUUUCCUAAAGCUAGAUUUUCCCAUUCUGUUUUUAUUAAGUUGCUUCUAAAACAAAUUCAUUUGAACGGUAUUUUUCAGUACAGGGAUUCAUGAUUUCAUUAUCUGUAAGUGAUUAAUUUUGAUUACUUAUUUUUGGGGAUAACUUUUACACAUCAGUUCAUUGAUGCUUGUAUUAACAUAAUUUAUUUCAUGCAUGGACUUUAAAAAAGUAAUUUACUGCCUAGCAUAUUAUUAUAUGUCCAUUUAUUUUAAGCUUUUGCACAGGAGAGGAUGUGAAUGAUGGUUUACAAAGCUCUUGGAAUUCCCUCUUGCUUCAGUCUAAUAUGUUUCAGGAUGGUGGGUUUUGAUUCCUCCCUUGCAUCAAAGGAGUAUUUUCUCUCUCGUUCUCACUCGCUCUGACUCACUCACUCACUUUCUGAAGACUAAAUUCACACUGCCUUUUUGAGGAAAAUAAUCAAAAGUUUUCGGCCAGCAAUUCCUAUGCCAAAAGAGUUGGGUUAUUUGCAUGGCAGUGGUGGUGCCUUGUGUUUUGUUUAAUGAUAAAAGUGCUCCCUCGUUUGAAUAUUUAGCAUGAAUGCUGACUGGCUGUUACAGUGAGGAAAAUGCUGUCUUUUGCUAUGAGAUUUGGAACAUACACCAACACGUACCCAAAAGACUUACCAGCCAUCCUUUCCUCCGUUUCAGCCAUUUUGGCACACAAAAAUGAACAAUGCUGCAUGGGCCAUAGGAAUGCAUUAUUUUCCUCUAAAUGGCCAUGGGGAGUACACUGGAUUUCCAAAUAGCCACGGGAAUGUAUUACGGCAAUUGUGGACUGGCUGUUUACACAGUGGUCUUUAAGGACCAACCUCAAAUGGCUAAACAGAAAAGCAAUGCCCUUCCAAAUGGCCGCUGAAAUAAAUUGAGAUGACUGUGGGAGACUGAACCACCAUCUAUACGAAACAUCAGACCCCCGUCAGUCUCCACAAAGAACGUGUGUGUGUGUGUGUGUGUGUGUGUGUGUGUGACACGUAUUAUCUUAGUAGUCCAUGCCCAGCAUUGUUUUCCAGCAGUACAGAUUUCAGGUGGGUAGUGGGAAGGCUGAGGUUGAGAGAGAUGUCUCGCAUGAAGUCAUUAGUUCAGCUUGCAGUCCUUGAACUUCCCAUAUCUAUCUAUGGCUGACAGCCAACUGGGUCCAUCUAUGAGUGGAAUGGACUUGCAGAACUUUACUUUUCUGUCUUCCUCCCAGCAGCUCCCCAUAUCCCCCCCCAUAUGCUCAGGAGGGUUGGGGACCCUCGGGAGCAAGUUGGGGUGGUGCUGCUGCAGUGGGGAGGAGAGGAAGGAGAAGUGCUCUUGCCUAAUGUUAGAUCAUCUCACCCAUAUAGCUAUAGUGGGUUGCUUGCAAUCCAGCAAAGUGCUUCAUAGUUCUCAGAACAUAAACAAUGCAGAUACGUAUUCUUCCAAAUGGCUUUUGAAAUGAAGUAGGAUGGGCUGGUAAUGAUGAUGAUGAUGAUGAUGUUUAGUAUAUUGUGCAAUCUGUAUUUUGUAUCCCAUAUCCCUCACCUCCAUAAAAAUCCACAGAGUUUCUGAAUCACCAUAGCAGUACAUUCAGGAUUGCUUCGGCUCCUGCUAAAUUCCCUGUAGGCUUUGGUGCCUUGCAUGUCAAUAAAAUAUUCCAGUGCAUUCUCAUGUAUUUGUAAAGGUGUUUCCUGCUGGUGAUUUUUCAGUAUCUCCACCCUCAAUGCACUUCAAAAGCCAUUUGUAUCUCUAAUAUAUGCUCUCCAAUGUUUGGUUAAAUGCUUUUAAAGAUAGUAAUAUCAACCCUAAGUCAGGUUUCAGGAAAAUGACACGGUUUUGUCUGGUUCAGCUCCUGCCAUACAUGCCUUCUUUUGGAUUGAAUAAAUUGCUGAGGGGAAGCAAAAUCUGGAUGGGAAUGGAUCAUAGAAUCAUUUUGAGCUCAGUGGGAAAACAUGAGACUGUGAUACUCUGUAGGAAAGAGUAAAGCACAGGGAGCCAUGCAUAUGAAACGACGGGGAAGGAACUCAUGUUUGGUCAACGGAAGAGGCAGAGGGCAGGAAAAUGAAUGACGUGUCUACUUUCUGGAAGGUUGGGAAAAGGACGUUUGCUAACGGUUGGCUCCAAGUCGAAAACUACAGAGGCAGGAUGUGUGUAAGAAAGGAUAUAAACAAUUUAAAUUUGAAGAGCAUGUUUGCCUGGGUUCUAUAGCUGUUCUCUGCAGGUCUGGAAAAUCCUGUUCACAUAUAAUUCUGUCUCUAAAAUGUUUUGCAUGUUCCUGUCUCUUCUGCUCUCAUGAAAACAAGACCACAGUGGAUGCAUAUAUUCAAGAUCAAAUUAGGUUGUCUAUUUAUUGCAUUGCUAAAAAAAAAUAAGAAGAAAUGUAUCACCUUAAGGGGGGCAUUUUAAAAUGGGUGUGUGUACAUUUAUCUGCAUAGAUAGAAAUUUAGAAAGAAUAACAAUUUAAAAUUGAUUUUUGCUUGGUUUCUAGCUCUGUUUUAAUGAUGAUGCAUUUUAUGGAUAUUUGUGUGUGUGUGUUUUAUUUGUUUGUGAAUUUUAACUUUUAUUUGUGCACCACUAAAUAAGCUCUAAAUAAGAAAUAGAAAUGCAUAUCUCCACAAUGGGGGGAGCUAGAUGGCCUGUGUCUGCAUUCCAGGUCCUAACUGCUGGUGGAUAACUUCUAGGUUUCUGCUCUCCCUUCUUAUUGUUUCAUAAACAGGAUUUAGAUUUGCCAGCCUUUAAGAUAAGAGUCCUAUCCUUCAGAAAGACCACUGUCCCUUGGCAGCUCUUCAAAUAGAGGACUGUCCUCUGCAAAAUAGGGCACACGACCACCCAUGUAGCUAAAUGACCAUACACAUAUAUAUUUUUAUGGCCCCUUUUUGGUGGUACAUUUCUUCUUCCUUUCUUUAGCAAGUUAAGCAAACGUUCAUGCUGGAAUUACUUGCCAUUUCCAAAAAAUUAUUUUGUCACAAAUGCAGACCAUAUGGUUUUAAAUGGGGGGUGGGUGGUUAGUCUGGGUCUCACUACCCUUUCUGGAACCUGGGAACCAUCAGCAUGCAAAGUAUGCAAAGCAGAUGCUUUAUUACCGAGACAUGACCCUUCACAGCCACAGCCCUUCCCCGCCCAUCAUAUCCUCCAUUGAUUGAUUAAUCUGCAUAAAUUUCAAUGCGAGAAAAACCAAAUCCCUCUAAACAAAUGCAGGCAACUGCUAUUUUUAGUUAUUUAAAUUUUAAUCCUGUGCUUCUCCAAAGAGGCCCAGGCAACAUGUUGAAGAUGCAUGGAAGCACAUGCCUCAUAGGACGGGCACCCUCUUGCCUCUUUUGCACCCACCCUUGCCUUUUUAACCCUUCUCUUCCUGACUGAGCUCUGCAGCAGAUGGCAAUAACACACAAGGUUUUUUCGCCCCCAGCAAUUAACUUGCUGCAGGAAAUUUACUUGCUACAGGGAAAUUCCAUACUAGGAAUCACUAGGAAAAACACUGAAAAUAAAACUGCCGCUAUCGUAAGUGCCGCAAAUCAUAAUAGAAACGUAUUAUGGAGCAUGUAAGCAUAAGGACUGCUGCAACUUGUUCUCUUAGCAAGAAGCUCUCCUUUUCUAUUAUGCCUGAGUCUGGAUCUGUAUUGACUUCCAGUAUGAAAUUUAGAUUGCUGACAUUGACCUAUAAACCUUGGGCAGUCUGGGCAGUUAGGCUGCAAUCCUGUACCCACUUUCCUGGGAGUAAGGAGUACUGAGCAUAGUGGGGCUUACUUAUGGGAAAACAUGCAUAGGAUUGUGCUGUUAAUGUGUCAUCCUGAUUCAAGUUCUGAUUUGGGCAACUCCAUCCUUUUUUCGCCUAGAUUUCUUCUUCAGGCUCCAGCCCUAUGGUUGCCGGCUGUUUCGGAUACAGUUGUUGGUAAGUGCGAUAACGUUGCCACGUGACCAAUUUAUAUCCACUUGACUUUGACAACUCAGCUACGAUCCGUCUACAACUAGACAGUGAUAGGAAAUGGGCAUAUGUAUUGGUCUGAAACAAAUCCUUGUUGGAGUACUUUUCUACUUGAUUACUACAGCAAUUUAUUUUUUUUAUGAAGUUGAUUUAAAGCAGCAACAUAAAAAGAACAUUCAAAAGAUGUGGGGGAAAUGUAUGUUUUAGAAAAUAGCCUUUAAGUCUAUAAUUUCUGUAUAGAAAACACUGCUUUACUAGACAGCUUGGCCCAGUGUGUAAAUAAAGUGAGCAACUAACCAUGUUGCUGUAGUAAAACAGCACCAUUCUUAGAUUAAUCUAUGAUUGCUAUAUUAUCAUGACCCUAUAGGAAGAUAUAUCAUUGAGGGUAUGGUGGAGCAGCUAUAGAUUGGCGACAAAUCCCAGGGAGACUUGACUGGCACCUUCUUUAUGUAUCUUUAGGCACCUGGCAAAAAUAUUCCUCUUCUCCCACAACUUUGGCUAAUUAAACUAUCUAUGGUGUGUUAGUCAGAUGCGCGGGGUAUAAAUAAUAAAAUAUUAUUAUUAUUACUGUUUUGUUUAAAUAAAUAAAAAAAAUAGGCCAGUAGCACCUUAGAGACCAGCUAAGUUUGUUCUAGGUAUUAGUUUUCGUGUGCAUGCACACUUCUUCAGAUACACGAAAGCUUAUACCCAGAACAAACGUAGUUGGUCUCUAAGGUGCUACUGGCCUAAUUUAUUUAUUUCGACUGUGUCAGACCAACACGGCUACCUAACUUUUGUUUGUUACUGUGGCAUGAUUUUCUUGUGUUUUUAUAUUGUAAACUGCCCUGUGAUCUUUGGACAAAGAGUGGUAUAGAAUUUUAAUAAAAAAAGAAGAAGAAAUAAAUGACUUUUGCUUAGGCAGUGGCCCUAAGCAGCUACUCAAGCUUUUAUCCAGGAUUAAUGUGUGCCGUCACCCAUUUCCUGACAACCACAUAGCAAUAAAGGGGAAACGAACAAAGCUGCAGAGGUGCGCUGGUGCAUGCGCACUCCUAUAGCAUGGGCUCGUAAUAAUUAAUGCAUGGUUAGGGGAGGGGAAAUUGCUCAGAGCUGCGCUUAGGAAGAGAGUACCUGGGAGAGAAUUUUACAUUCUCAAAGGAUUGGUACUGCAGUUAUUGAAGAAAACAGAUCUACAGAUGCUCGCUCAAGGCCCCGAUCAUGGAAAGAGUUGAAUUCCCAAAUCUCUCGUCGUUCACAUCCCUGAACACAUUGCUACCUAAACCUGCCACUUACGAAGCUUUGUCAGGAUGCUUUUCUAUAUACCUUAGGGAUAUCAGUGGACAUCAGGGUGCUGCUAUCUCACACCUGUUUCUAUCUUGAUACGAUACAGCAGGGGUGGGGAGCCUGCAGCCCACAGGCUCAAUUAAGCCUGGCAUGGAUCCUAGUUUGGCCUGCAGGUUGUUUUCCCAAAACACUUUCAGCUACGCUGGAUUGUUCCAUGCCAACGUCUCCCCAUAAGCAACAGUGACCCACCUGCCUGGAAGCUGGCAUAGCAGCUUUGCCCACACUGUGAGCUUGUUUCCGUCACAAUAAAACAUGGUCUAGUGCAUGGGUAGGCAAACUAAGGCCUGAGGGCUGGAUCCGGCCCAAUAGCCUUCUAACUCUGGCCCAUGUACGGUCUGGGAAUCAGAGUGUUUUUACACGAGUAGAAUGUGUCCUUUUACAGUGGUACCUUGGGUUAAGUACUUAAUUUGUUCCGGAGGUCGGUUCUUAACCUGAAACUGUUCUUAACCUGAAGCACCGUUUUAGCUAAUGGGGCCUCCUGCUGCUGCCGCACUGCCGCAGCACGAUUUUUGUUCUUACGCUGAAGCAAAGUUCUUAACCCGAGGUACUAUUUCUGCGUUAGCGGAGUCUGUAACCUGAAGCGUAUGUAACCUGAGGUGUAUGUAACCUGAGGUACCACUGUAUUUAAAAUGCAUCUCUGGGUUAUUUGUGGGGCCUGCCUGGUGUUUUUACAUGAGUAGAAUGUGUGCUUUUAUUUAAAAUGCAUCUCUGGGUUAUUUGUGGGGCAUAGGAAUCCGUCCCCCCCAAAUAUAUAUAUAUAGUCUGGCCCCCCACAAGGUCUGAGGGACAGUGGACCGGCCCCCUGCUGAAAAAGUUUGCUGACCCCUGGUCUAGUGUGACUUCUUAUAUGUUGGGUUGUGGCUCUUACUUGGUGCUUUUGUGUGAAGCUUACCAGCUGAGGCAACAGCUAAACAUAAGAAAAUGUACAGCAAAAGAGAAUAGGCACCUCCAGUGCUGGUUCACAACCUCAUAACAGUAGUUACUGUCAGCUGGAAAAAUCACACUGCAAAGAUGGAUAUAAUAUUGAAACCUCUUCAGCAGAAACAGCAAAUGGUGUUUUCAACCGUGGAACCACAGACUUAAACCAUGUGGAUUAAUUUGUUUGCCUUGUACAUGGCUAUAUGCAGCUGUUUUAACUUCCUUCUCCAUAAUGCGAAUGCAGGGGGGUGGGGAUGGACGGACACAGAAAAUCUUGUUUAUAUUUGAGCCUGCAUAACCUUUACUUGCUGCAAACCAUUCUGUGCUCUUCAGAUGGGCAGUAUGUAAAUUUAAUAACUUAAGAAAUAAAGAAGUAAAAAAAUCCAUUGCUCAGUGUUAAACAUAAAAACCAUUGAUUAGGGGAACUAUCUCACUUUUUAUGUAAUUUUCCAAGCAAUUUUCUUACUAUAAUCAGCAGACUCAGAAGGAAAAGAACAUUGAAAAUUGCAUAGCUGUAACAAACAAGAGCCCAUCAAUACCAGCUUUUUGCCUCCAGCCAUGGCCGGCAAGAUGCUUUGGGAAGCUCACACGGUCAACCCUACCACUAGGCAAAGGGAGGCGGCUGCCUCAGGUGGUAGAUACUGGGCUGGGCGAUAUGGUAGCAGCCACCCUAAUUCCCAUGAGCUGGUGGUGAUUCUGCUUGCUCAUUCUGGCUUCUUUAGCUGUCUGGCUACGUCACCUUCUUCCAGUGGCUUGAAAAAAGCCCAGACUAAGCAAGCAGACUGUGAGGCUACCAGUACAAGCUCCACGCACCCAGCAGCCAUUGCACAUGUGAAUGUGUGGCUCUGCUCAAAUUGCACAUGCUGGCACCAUCGCUGCUGCACUGCAGCAUUUGCCAACUGCCUAGUGGAGCAGUUAGCAAGCAGCAAUGAAGUAUUGGAAGGCAGAUCUGUGUGUGCAACCUGUCCCGUGCCCCCUAAACUGCCCCCAGUUGCAGUGGAAGAUGCUGUCCUGCCACCAGUUUUGAAGUAACUGGCAGUCUGGUCCACAUCUAUAUGUGGAAUAGAGGCAGGCACCUACUGGUCCAGCAAGAAUGUAUUGCGCUGGCCCACUGUGCUCAUGGCCUCUUGCAUGACCCCAGCAAUCAGAAAAACCAGCAUGCAUCUCAAAAGAAUACCCAUGCAGUCAGCCACUCCUUCAUUGCCUCGAAUAAGUUUGAUUUGUAUGCGUUUGAUGCACAUUUGUGGUGUGAAGCUUUGGUUGCUCUUGGUUAUUCUCACAUGAAGCUGCACAGCACAGGUCUACUUCUGCCUGAUCCUUUAAGUGGAUGCUGAACAUAGGACCUUCUGCAUGUGCUCUACCACUAACAGAGCCGGCCCUCCUAUUAGCUAGAGUCAGGUGACUGCCUCAGGCAGCAGCUGCUAGAGUGUUGUGGAGGGUGGCAGCUCUCAAGCAAUCCCAUCUGUUGGAUGACAGAGCUGUGUGUGCCACAUGGUCUGUUCGGAACACCCUAAGCUAGCUUGAGGUCCUCAGGUGUGGUGGAGGAUUCAGCCCAAGAGUCACGUUCCCUUUGGGGGAAUCUCCUGGAGGUCACAUGCCAGUGGUGGGUGGGGCCAGAGGCAGGGAGGAUGCAAAGGAGGAUGGGUGAGGGGUGUGUCCUGGGUAGAGUUUGUGUGGUUCAGGGGGACGUAUAGCUUGGUGAGAGUCCCCAAAACCAUUUGACCUACAUUUCUCACUCCUGCUUUAGGAAGUAUGCCAUACUGUAUACUACAGUUAACACAUAACUGUAAGACUGCCAAAGGUAUACUGAAUCAGUCAACAUUUAGAAAAAAAUUUUAGCUCCUUAAUUCCCUUAAUUGUUCUGAGUUUUUGUAAGAGAUAUAUAUUUCGAACUACAAACUAUCAUCAUGAUGUGCAAGCCUCCAUCAACUCAAGCAGUCUUUGGCCCACUAAACAUGACUUUUUCUCUAUAAUUAACAGAGAGAAACGCAAUUUAGGAUUCUUUUUUCAAAGUUCUUAUUUUGUGCAUGCGCAUGCUUGCAGUGUCUCUUGACAACUGUAGCGCAGGCGGCAGCAGAACAAGUCCCAGGGACCUAGCCCUGAUUGCCUGCUCAGUUGAGAGGGGAAAGAGCUUUGAUGCAGUGCAAAGCUUGCAAUUGCAGCUCUGGUCCUUUGCAAGAAGAGCUGCUGCAAGAAGACAGAAGUAGAAGGGGAAAUGACUCAGCAGAGAAGUAGACCUGUAUUCUUUUGAAACCACAAUUUAGGGGCUGCCACCGAAAAAGCACUUUCCUGGGCCACCAUUCCCUGCACAUCUGAGGGUAUCGGAAACGAGGUUAGGCUGAGACGUAGUGACUGAUCCACAGUCACCUAGUUUAGCUUAAUGCCUGAGAAAAUAUUUGAGCCUGGGUCUCCCUGGCCGAAUCCUAGUAAGUGAUUAAAGUAAUCAAGUUCUGAGCGUGUGCCAACAGCGACUGCAGGCCUCGGCAGCUUGAGCUGAUGAGUGCUGACCAUUCAGGCACAAAGGCAGGACAGCAGCUCAAAAUAGGUAUCAUUUGUGGAGUGUUUCAGGAAAUAGUGGCACGUGUGCCCUUGAUUUUGUGCCUGUCAUUUGCAAACUCAGUAUGCAUCACUGACAUUUUAAUUGUAGCACCUUUUCAAUUAUAUCGCAUUUCAUAAUGUACGUAUUUCUUUUACAGAUAUUAUCUCUGUCUUUGGGAGCGCUUCAUUUUCUUUGCAGCAUCAUUUGCAGGCAUGCAAAUUACAUUUUGUGUGUGUGUAUAGGUAUGUAUAGAUGUUUAUUAUUUAUUUAAUUAAUUAAUUAUAUACCGCCUUUUCUCCCAAGGAGCUCAAGGUGUUGCACAUGGUUCUCCUCCCCAUUUUAUCCUCAAAACAACCCUGUGAGGUAGGUUCGGCUGAGAGGCAGUGACUGGCCCAAGGUCACCCAGUCGGCUUCAUAGCUGAGCGGAGAUUUGAACCCUGGUCUCCCAGGUCAUAGUUCAUCUCUCUCUCUCUCUCUCUCUCUCUCUCUGUGUGUGUGUGUGUGUGUAAAUUCUCUGUGUGCAUUAUAAUAAUAAUUAAGCCUGUAAAUGCUUAGCCAAUAUCCUUUUUUUAAGUGCAAGAAAACUAACAUAGGACAUGAUCCAGUCAAAAGCUCUUUUGAAUCACAUGGAUUUCAGCAGAAGAGAUUAAGCAUGUGCUUGAAAACAAGGGACUUCAAAGUGUUUAACUGGAUCAUGCACCAAAUAGCAGCAAAUACCUUUCUAAGCAAACGCAUGCAGGCAGCAAACAAAUACAUUUCAAAUUAUAAGACAAAAGCCUACUUUUCCAAGACCUUGCUUGGGUUAUUCUAAGCUUGGCUGUGUUCUUUUGUAUGUACAUUAAAUACCCAGUGGUGUUAAUUGUGGUUUGGGUUCUUGUCAGGGCUGUAAUAUUAGAGAAAUAUAAACAGAUCAAAAGCUAGCCUCUUUUAAGGAUCUAGACUGGUGCUCAAUCCUUGUGCCCUAUUACAGAAGAAGUGAGAUGUGAUAUACCAUUGCCUCCCACAAUUUCUAAAGCUGCUUCACAUAUAAAGAGAUAACAACGAUGUCUCAGCCAACUGCAGAACAACAGAUAUUAUAUGGUUACUGACACACAGCCCCAUGAUUGUUGUCAUGACGUGUGCAAUAUGCUAAUCCCUACACUUUGAUUUGCCACUAUACUGUCAGCCCACAUGCCCACAACAAACAUGGCGACCAUGACUUCUUUCAGUCUAGGACUAUUUUUUUCCAAUUAAAAUAAAAACAAAAAGAUAUUUUAGCCAUAUUAAACGCUGAAUGGGAUAUUGAUAAUGAUUUGAGGAUAAUUUUGGGAAAUAGCUGUAUUGAAACAGACACACAGCCUUGGGUCUAAAUUAUUGCUUGACAGCAAUUAUCCAUAAGCAGGAAACACCAUGUUAAAGAAAUGUGAAGAUAAUUUCUAGUUGCACAACAAAUUCAGUAAAUAAAAGAUGCUGAUGCUAAGGGUAAAAUAAAAUGUGUUGUUUAUUAAUCAUAAGCCGCUAAUAGCUAACAGCUUAUUUAUGAAUAGCUCAUUCACAUUAUUGAAAUUACGUCAGGAAUUUUUCUUUCCGCUAGUUUGCUGCAAUUCUUCUUUGUACCUAGCUCCAUCUUGUGGUUAUGUAUGCAGGAGACAGAGAAUAUGUUAUGAGACACAGACAAACAGAAGAUAUGCUGAAUAAUUGGCGAGUGGGGGUGGGGUGGGAUUUCAUAUAGAGUUUCAUGGAAUUGAGGAGAAUUCAAAACAUACAUCUUUCUAGGGGUUAGGUUGCAAUGGGAGUCUGCUCAACACAUUUUGGUCAGAAAUACGUUACAACCUUCUCCAGAUCUGAAGGAGGGGAAAGCUAUUUUGCUGAAAUGUUGAACGUACAGCUGAUUGACUAGUUCUUGUGUCAACAGCAGCUACAACAAAAAUGAUUACUGCUUUCAGUUCAGUUAUUAGUACAGCGUCUAUGGCUCAUAAUAGGUGUACAGAGUGGUUUUAAAAGUAGCAUAAGCAAUGGAGGGCUCCAUAUUUUUUAGUUGGGUUUCUCUCUGGGAAAAUCCUUAUUUAGUUGUCAUGCAGAGGACUCGUAAAUAGCACCCCAGGAGAUGACCCCAUAAUCUCAGCUGUGAAAUAAAUAGCAUUACUUCGUCCCUGUCCAUCCCUGCUCCACUACAUCAUUGCCCCAAACUCCUCCUCCUAACUCAGUUGGGUUCCCAACAUGUUAUGCCAUAUUUCCUUUGAAAAGCAUGUGCUGCAUCGUCCACAGGAGUGAGUGGGCAGGAGAUCAGCCCAGUAAUGUUUUGUCAAUAUGAACAUCCAGAGGAAAAGUUGACAACAUGUAUUUCUGGACUUGAAAAAUAACCCCUAUCAAUAGCUUCAGUUGUGAAAUCUACUUUAGACGUCAGAAGCUUGUGCUUCUAAUUCCGUAUCACAUGAGCAAAGCUGACGUAAUCUCAGACCUUGUCUACAGGAAGAACAGUUGCUAAUACAGUGUUAUCUGUAGGGUUGUGGCUGCUUGCCUGAAGCAGGAGUCUUGUCAGUACUUUUUAUGUUCUAGAUCUUUUCUUGUACAUCCAGCUCCAUAAUUGUGUAAGUUUCCAUAUUUGGGACCAACCAGAGCUAUGUUAACUAAUGCAAAUUUCAGGUCAGUAACUUUCUGAUUACUGUGAACUAACAUUUCCUUUUCUGUGUUAAUAUUUGAGAUCUAUGGAUAUGAAAGAGGGAGAACAACUUUAGCGUCAGCAUAUAUCUGGAUACAUCCACUGAGUUUUGAUUUAUUAUUUUUAAUGGCCAACAUAAUGGUGCAGAUACAAUUUUCUACAAAAAGUAGUCCAGUUGGUUUUAUAUGUGUGGAUGAUGUUUUUUUCUUCAAAUUUCAGAAUAUGGCCCUAAAUUUAUUAUCCAAUAAAGAUUACAUAAAUGAUUGAUUUUGAGUUAUGCACCUUGUAAACUGUACUUGCAAAAUGCUAUGAAAUUUGUCCAUUUGCAGUUCUGAUAAGACUGUAUUUCACAGUUCCUCUUAAGCUAUAUGUGUGUUGGGGGGGUGCCACUGAUUUUACUGCUGACCUUUGCCAAAUGCAUUUCAAAAUAGUUUUAUAUUUUAAAGCUAGCAUCUUAAUAUAGUUUUAAUAACAACAUAUAAAGAUACUGUAUAGGUAGUGCCAAAAAAUUAACCCGUAUAUUUAAACUACAAUGGUCUUUUUUAUCUAAGUAUAUACACAGCUUCUUUGCUUUCGAAAUUGCCAUUUAAUACUUGUCUUGUUUUCCAGGACUGGGCAUAAAAGUUCUUAAUGUACAUCUUCCAUUACCACUCCCUGACUGCUUUUGCCUACACAAAAUAGAAUUUAAGUCUUUCAAAGUCCAGGCCUAUACAUGUAUAUUCAAAAGUAAGCCCAAUUGAGUUCAAAAGUUUUACUCUCAGGUAAGUGGGUAAAGGAUUGUAGCCUCAGUGUGCCAUCCUUUGCAGCAAAAGCAAAUAACCUGUCUUUCAAUUGCAAACAUUCAGUCUGAAUGCUCCUCUACCGCAAGUCCUAAUACACAAGUGCUUCCCUCUCUGUCUCUGGGUUAAUUGAAACCGUCUCAUUUAGUGCAGUUUUUGUUUUCACAGGCUCUAACAAUCCUAUGGAUUUUGAUUGCUCAGCUGUUUCAGUUUCCUCACCAGGACUUCUAGGCCUUUAAUUGGAACAGGGCAAUUAGAGAUCAGGCCUGUUUAAAGCUUAUUACACUGUCUUGUGAUAAUUUGGCUUCUCAGUCUCUGACAGAGAUGGUUAAGAUAAGCUUUGUAUCCAUAAAAACUUGGAACCAUGGUGGGGGUUUUUUAAAGAAUUUGGUGCACAAGAUUCAAGCCAGCCGGAUAGAGAGGAUACAAAUAAUAUAUUAUUAUUAUUAUUAACCAUAAUGAAAAUGAAGGACCAUCAAAUCACUGUGGAAGAAAACUCAGUUUAUCUGUAUUUACUCCCUUUGUUGCAUAUGAAAUAUGUCUUUCUAGAAGAGGUUACGGAAGUGAAGGGGUGCAUUCAGAGGGAAUGUUUGCAGUGGGGGAACAAGAUAUUUGCUCUUUGCUGCAAAGGAUGGUAAACUGUAAUUCUAUACCCACUUACCUGGGAAGAAACCUGAAUAGUUUAGGGUACGCUCAUACACAUUUACCUGGGAGUGUGUCUCAUUUAAUUCAGUGAGACUUAUUUCAGAGUAAAUGUGCCUAGGUUUGCGCUGAGAGUCAUCUUUAGCGACAUAGUUGAUGUCAAAGGGAGAGUAGAUCUCUCUGGUAGAUAUAUUACCCCCACCCCCUGACCACAGCCGGACCCCUGUGAUUACUGGAAGGAAAGGUACUUUUUCAUGUGCUUGCCUCCCCAAUGCACUUUGCCUCUUCUGUGCCUCCUUCCAUCCUGCCCGGUGUUGUCAUUGUACAGUGAUCAUGGAAUCAUAGAAUUGUACAGUUGGAAGCAACCAUGAGGGUAAUCUAGUCCAAUGCAGGAAUCUUUUGUCCAACAUGGGGCUCAAAUCCAUGAUCCUGAGAUUAUCAAAAUAUUUAAACUGAACAAGUUGGCAAUGAUGUGCUGAGCACAACCUUUCUAAGUCGGAAGAGAAAACUGCACAGUACUACUACAACACAACAAAGGGGGAAAGCUUUCGAAGCAGACGUCCUGCUUACCCUGCAGUCAAUAUCUGUACUGGAUCUGAAACUUUUAUCUAUGUAAAUUGUUUUAACCAUUUUCAUAUCUGUAAUUGUUUUUAUAUAUGCAACUGUUUAUAUAUGUUUUAUUGCAUUGCUGAAAUUACUUUGAGAUGCUUCACAUAAAGUGAUUCAUAAAUGAAAUUACUACAGGUGUCCCUCCACUUACGUGGGGGCUACGUUCCAAGCCCCUGUGCACAUAAGUGAAAUCACGUGAAGUGGGGAGCUAGGUACAAAGAAGAAUUGCACCAAAAUUAUCCACAACUAGAACUGAAGCUCUGGGACCAGCCGGAGACUGGAGGAUGCAUUGAAAGGCGGCGGUGGCUGUUAGGCGGGGAGGCUUAGCAGCAUAAACAAAGCCCCGCUACACCUCUGGUCUCUUAGGGGCUUCCUUCGCCUUCACUUACAUCCUCUUGGGCUCUGCGGAGGUUCUCCUCAUGAGCCACAGGGACUCUCCAGCUCCCCCCCGCCAUUUCCGGGUUUGAAUUACUUAUUUAGUGGCGCCGUGUGUAUACAUGGUUGUGUGUGAGUUGAUUGCACGUAAAUGGGGGGCACACCUAUAAUGAGGAUAUUAAAAAAUUAAGAAAAUACUGUGCACAGUAUCCAUUAGGGGGAGCUUAAAAUCCAUUCAUUCCCCUUUUAAAUUUAUUUGCCUUCACCUUCAUUUUUAGAUUGCUCCAUUGGGUUGUCAAAGACUACUUUAAGCUAGACUACUUUAAGCUAUUAGGGUCUCUGCCUGCCCCUUUGAAGAGAUAUUGGAGGAGAGUAAAUUAAGAAUGGAAGAAGCAUUUCCUCUCCAAUCCUCCCCAUAGAAGUGUCUUUAAAGAAUAAAAAAUAUUUUUUCCUGCAAAACUGAGGAGUCAUGUGAGUAUGCAGAAACUCUUGUUCUGUCUACAUUUUCACUGACCUGCUGGUUAGCAUAUAGAACCACCAAGUUCUUUAUUAGAGAAAAUGAUUUUAUUAUCCUGAUAGAUUGAAUAGAGCAAUAGCCUUUUGAAAGAGCAAUGUUGUCAGAUAAAGCAUUGAGAUGUCACUGAACAGCACAUGAUAUUGCUUUUUGAUCCAGUUACCUUUUUUGUCUCUUUUUAUUUUAUACAGCUGA